Molecule: messenger RNA, 2981 nt
Organism: Rattus rattus (black rat)
Lineage: Eukaryota; Metazoa; Chordata; Mammalia; Rodentia; Muridae
Gene: Klhl8
Product: kelch like family member 8
Exons: 9
Coding region: 143-2008 (621 amino acids)
Molecular function (GO): protein binding
Source: RefSeq, a predicted model, not a curated record
GUAUAAUGAAAUUGGAAGGUUUCAAAAGAUGUCUAAAGCUUAGUGGCCACAUCUAUCGUCUGUCUUCUGACCCUUAAAAAAAAAAACAAAGAAUAAAUGGGAUGUUUCAGAAGAGAGCUAUUUAAAAGGAAGAGUGUUGCAAAUGGCUUCAGAAUCUACCAAUGGGAAGCAAGCUAGGAGUCAUGUGACAAAGGGGCGGCGUCAGCAGCAGCAGCAGCAGCAGGUGAGGAGCCGGUCCUCUGUCAGCGAGUGUGAUGGCGACGACUCCUUCAUCUUCGAAGCCAACGAAGCCUGGAAGGACUUUCACGGCUCUCUCCUGGGCUUCUAUGAGAAUGGGGAGCUCUGUGACGUCACACUAAAGGUUGGCUCGAAGCUGAUCUCCUGUCACAAACUGGUGCUGGCUUGUGUGAUCCCCUACUUCAGAGCCAUGUUUCUUUCUGAAAUGUCUGAGGCUAAGCAGGCGCUGAUCGAGAUUCGAGACUUUGACGGCGAUGCCGUGGAAGACUUGGUGAAGUUCGUCUACUCUUCGCGGCUCACUCUGACAGUGGACAACGUCCAGCCUCUGCUGUAUGCAGCGUGCAUCCUGCAGGUUGAGCUGGUGGCCAGAGCUUGCUGCGAAUACAUGAAGUUACACUUUCAUCCCUCCAACUGCCUGGCUGUGCGAGCCUUUGCGGAGAGUCACAACCGAAUAGACCUAAUGGACAUGGCGGACCAGUAUGCCUGCGAGCACUUUACUGAAGUGGUGGAGUGUGAGGACUUCGUGAGCGUGUCCCCACAGCACCUGCACAAGCUCCUCUCCUCCAGCGACCUCAACAUCGACAGCGAGAAGCAGGUCUACAGUGCUGCCAUCAAGUGGCUUCUUGCCAACCCACAGCAUCACCCUAAAUGGCUGGACGAGACCCUUGCCCAGGUCCGUCUGCCACUCUUGCCAGUGGAUUUCCUCAUGGGCGUUGUGGCGAAAGAGCAGAUUGUCAAGCAAAAUCUGAAAUGUAGAGACCUACUGGAUGAAGCCAGAAAUUACCACCUUCAUUUGAGCAGUAAACCAGUUCCUGACUUUGAGUAUUCAGUCCGAACUACCCCGAGGAAGCAUACUGCUGGUGUGCUGUUCUGUGUGGGUGGUCGAGGAGGAUCUGGUGACCCCUUUCGUAGUAUCGAAUGCUAUUCUAUCAACAAAAACAGCUGGUUCUUUGGACCAGAAAUGAACAGCCGCAGGAGACAUGUGGGUGUGAUCUCUGUGGAAGGGAAAGUGUAUGCCGUGGGCGGCCAUGAUGGGAACGAGCACCUAGGCAGCAUGGAGAUGUUUGACCCUCUCACUAACAAAUGGAUGGUGAAGGCAUCGAUGAACACCAAGAGGCGAGGGAUUGCCUUGGCCUCCUUAGGGGGCCCGAUAUAUGCGAUUGGAGGGUUAGAUGACAACACUUGCUUCAGUGACGUGGAGAGAUACGACAUCGAAUCUGACCAGUGGAGUACGGUGGCGCCAAUGAACACUCCCCGUGGAGGUGUCGGCUCUGUGGCUUUAAUCAACCAUGUUUACGCAGUGGGUGGCAACGAUGGUGUAGCUUCCUUGUCCAGUGUGGAAAGGUAUCACCCACAUCUGGAUAAGUGGGUGGAGGUGAAGGAGAUGGGCCAGCGGAGAGCCGGCAAUGGUGUUAGUGAGCUUCACGGCUGCUUAUACGUCGUUGGUGGUUUUGAUGAUAAUUCCCCUCUGAGUUCGGUUGAGCGGUACGACCCUCGGAGCAACAAGUGGGACUACGUGGCAGCGCUCACCACUCCCAGGGGUGGCGUAGGGAUUGCGACGGUGAUGGGCAAGAUCUUUGCGGUCGGAGGCCACAACGGCAAUGCGUACCUUAACACAGUGGAGGCGUUUGACCCUGUGCUGAAUAAAUGGGAACUGGUCGGACCUGUGUCUCACUGCCGAGCUGGUGCCGGUGUGGCCGUGUGUGACUGCUUAACUAGCCAGAUCCGAGACGUAGGUCAUGGGUCCACUAACGUGGUUGACUGUAUGUGAUUAAGUCCCAGCAACAAGGAUACAGUGCCAUCUGAUGGACGGGACGACAGCCUUUGGACAUGCGCAUUUGAUCGUGACCACAGCUACUGUCUUUGAGUGUCAGCUGCUGUAAGUAGGUCUGUGGGCUGACGGUGAGAGCUGCUAGUCACAGAGUGAAGUGAGCGGUUCCUGCUUCAGCAGACAGUGGAGCGGGCUGGAAGCAGCCUGUCUGUGAGCCCAUUCUUGCUCUGAGAGACGUUUCAUGUAGUGCCAAACCUUAAAAUAGCUGUUUAUUUUGAUGAAUAAACUGUAAUUUAUUGAGUUUUAUCUGUUCUUUUUCCUGAAGAAACUAACUUCAGGCAGUAGAUUUUUCCCCAGAGGAGAGAGAAGUCCAGUCACCCACAUGAGAACUUGAGGCCUGCUCCCUGGAGGAUCGCUCUACACGGUGCUGGUGAAUGUAUGUCUUGCCUUUUGUCUCCAGAUGGUGACUUUCAGCUCUUGGGUGUUUAUGAAGUAGGGAAAAUGUUUGUGUGUUUCUGAGACGUUCUUGAAACCACAUUAGUGUCUGUAAGAAGGCCUUGGCCUCCAUGUGGAGUUUUAGAACCACAGGACACAGCUGUGCCUGCUUCCUCACCAAGUGUCCUGGCCGCCACUCUUUUCCCAUUCGUGAGCGUUCCUUGGUGAUGACCAUGGCUUGGCAUGAGUGCAGCGCCCAGUGAAAAGACUGAGAAGGAUGUAUGAAGCCCACGCCCACCUAGGGAGGCUGUAGAGGCUCCUUUAACCUUGUUCUUCGGGUUAGUCGUUGGCUUUGGAGCCAGGACCCAUUUUCUCUUACUCUGUCACUUGUCGCCGUCUUGGGUUUCCUAAUUGUACAAAGCUGAAUUUAUUUAUUAUCAGGACAUGAAUGCGUUUUUACAAAAUUCCUUUCUGCAGUAUAGUCUGAUGAUUAGUUCCAGUUUGUCAUUAAUCAAUAAAAUAUGUUGCUGGUAAAAAC